Solanum verrucosum is the source of this 944-nucleotide messenger RNA. Its product is annotated as late embryogenesis abundant protein At3g53040-like. The annotation marks the transcript as partial. NCBI's taxonomy places the organism in Eukaryota, Viridiplantae, Streptophyta, Magnoliopsida, Solanales, Solanaceae. The record is from RefSeq and is a predicted model, not a curated record. The transcript is spliced from 4 exons.
AGGAUUCAGUUGUAGAAAUGGAGAAGAGGAGAGUGUUGUUUGUACUAUGGGUAGCGGCGAUGAUGAUUAUGUGUUCGUGUUGGAUGGAGGAGGAAGCGGAGAAUGCAAAGCGGAGAACGAAUUUGGCUACCGGAGAGGUGAAAAUUGAAGGCGAAAAGGCUAUGCAUAGUGCUAAAGAGAAAGCAAAUUCUUUGGGUGAUUGGGCCUCUGCCAAAUUCUCCCAGUAUCAACAAGAUGCGAAAGAAGCAACAUCAGAUGCUAAGGACACUAUAAGUUCUACCGCAUACGGAACCGAAAGAGAGGCGGGUCAGAAGGUUAGUGGAAUGGUAAACAUGGCAUCUGAUACUAAGAAUGUUGCUUGCGAGAAGGCAAAUCAAGCAAUGGAUGCAGCAGCUGAAAUGGCUCAUCGUGCCACCGAGAGAGGGAAACAUAGUGCAUUCAAUGUAUAUGACUUUGCAUCGGAGAAAGCAAGUGAUAUCGAUAAUAAAGCGAAAGAGAGAGUUCAUUAUGCUUAUGACUCUGCCUCUGAUGAGGCUGGCCGUGCUAUGAACACGGCCUCUGACAUGGCAGCCAAUGCCAAAGAAGGAGCCAAACAUAAAGCUUCCGAGGCCUAUGAUUUCGCUGCUAAGAAAGUGGAUGAUGGAAUGAACACAGCUUCCCAAGUGGGCAGGGAAGUGAAGGAUAAAGCUAGCCAUGCCUAUGGUUUUGCCACUGACAAAGCAGGUCAAGCCAUGGACAAGGCUUCAGACAUGGUAGGUGAGGCCAAGGAUCGCGCCAAAGACGCUUAUAGAUACACAUCUGAUAAGACGAAUCAAGCAAAAGACAUGGCUUCUAGUAGUACAGCUAAUGCAAAAGACACAGUGGAAGAUAAAGCAUCCGAGGCCAAGGAUAGCGCCAACGAUGCUUACAGGUACAUAUCCGAUAAGUUGAAUCAGGCCAAAGAC